Jaculus jaculus (lesser Egyptian jerboa) is the source of this 364-nucleotide messenger RNA. RefSeq names its product cytochrome c oxidase assembly factor 5-like. NCBI's taxonomy places the organism in Eukaryota, Metazoa, Chordata, Mammalia, Rodentia, Dipodidae. Gene Ontology annotation, cellular component: mitochondrion. The record is from RefSeq and is a predicted model, not a curated record. Bases 44 to 268 code for a protein of 74 amino acids. The transcript has a single exon. Gene Ontology annotation, biological process: mitochondrial respiratory chain complex IV assembly.
CCGGCGGGGUACGUGACCGAGCCAGAGAGGCGAGGCCACAGUUAUGCCCCGGUAUUAUGAGGACAAGCCUGAGGACGCGGCGUGCGCGGGCGUGAAGGAGGACCUGGGCGCGUGUCUGCUGCAGUCCCGCUGCGUGCUCCAGGAAGGAAAAUCUCCUCGGCAGUGUUUGAAGGAAGGGACCUGCAGAGCUUUGCAGUAUUCAUUUUUUGAAUGUAAAAGAUCAAUGUUGGAUGUCAGAUCAAGAAUCAGAGGAAGAAAAGGAUAUUGAUAUCAUUAUAUUAAAAGCAAGAUGAAUAGCAAUGCAGGGCUUUCCCUGGUCACUAACAGAAAAGCCAAAAUAGGAAAUGUGAUUUUGCUGCAUGUU